Daucus carota subsp. sativus is the source of this 3355-nucleotide messenger RNA. RefSeq lists its product as uncharacterized. The transcript is spliced from 11 exons. Lineage: Eukaryota; Viridiplantae; Streptophyta; Magnoliopsida; Apiales; Apiaceae. The record is from RefSeq and is a predicted model, not a curated record. The coding region runs from base 78 to 2414 and encodes 778 amino acids.
UUCGUGCACAUAGUUUGUCAAAGUUUACAAACACUGCAGAUACUCCUGUAGAUUUAGAAUCCGAAGAUCAAGCAAACAUGAAUACCAACACCAUAGGAGACAAAAGACCACUUGCAAAAGUCUAUCGACGUCCAGAUAACAAAGUCAUAAAGGCUACUGCUGGAAGAAAUAUCAAAACUCUUGUUGGAAAUAAACUUGUUGAUGAAGUAGAAGGGGAUGAACAUAAUUGUAAUAAUCUGGUGGAUGAACAAGAUGGAGAUCAAGAUAAUGACAAACAAAGUGAUGAAGAUAUGCAAGAAGGUGAAGAAGACAGUGCACAAGAAGAUAGUGCAGAAGACAUGGAGCAAGACGAUAGUGCACAAGAAGGUGAAGAAGGUGAUGAAGAUAGUGCAGAAGAAGAAGAAGAUGAUGAACAAGACGAUGUACUAAACGAAAGUGAGGAAGAAAAUGAGGAUGAAGAAGAAGAGGAUGAACAAGAAGAGGAUGAAACAGAAAAUCAAGCUCAAGUCAACAAUGCACAACCAAAGACUAAAAUAACAAAAUACAAAAGGAAAAAGGAAGCUGCAUUUGAAACUCAGAUACCAAGAAAAAGGAUUGCUGGAACAUUAUAUCCACUAUUGAAGUUCAUGAACAAGGAUGUUAAGAAAACAGAAGGGGCUAAACAUAUAAAUAAGAAAAAAGACGAGGUCAAGAUAAGGAUAUCUCCAAGGCAUUUUAGUAAGAUGGUAGGUGAACUCACAAAAGAGCAGAGGGACCGGGUUACAAGAGCUGGUUUUGCACUCUUACUGGAUUUUGAGCUUGACAUUCUGCCAACCAAAAUCGCCUACAAUGUACUCCAAAUCUUUGAUCACCACUCAAUCUCACUGAAGCUGAAGGAUGGAGAUAUUAAUAUUACAAGUGAAGAUGUUUAUGAUGUGUUAGGCCUGCCAAAUGGAGGACAUCCUAUUAUUCUGGCAUCACCUGGAAAGUACAGUCAAAGAAUCAAAGAUUGGCAUGCACAAUUCACUUUAUCUGAUCAAAUAACAACACAGAUGAUUGUUCAAGUGAUGAAAAACCAAGAAGUUAAUGAUAACUUCAAAUUAAACUUCCUUCUUGUUAUGUCAAAUGUGCUUAUUGGUACAAAAGGAGCUUCUUAUGUGGACAAACAACUGCUGCAACUUGAUGAUAACCUUGACAAUCUCAAGAAGUAUAACUGGGCAGAUUUCCUCCUAGGCUACCUUGUAAUUGGAAUGGAGAGUUGGAACAGAACAACAACAACAUUUUUCCGAGGAUCACUAAUCUUUCUCACUUUGUUAUAUGUCGACCGUGUGAGGUACAAAGGAAUGAACCUGGUUGAUAGACAAUUUCCUUCCUACAAUGGUUGGACUCUAGAAAUGUUGAGACAAAGACAAGAAAUUGAGGUGAUUGACGGAGCUUUUGGAGUUGGAUCAAUCCAACCAAGUUUAAAAGAAUAUCUACAAAAAAUUGAUCCUUCUGAACCUCCAAAGACAAAGGUAAAUGAUAAUGAAAAUGGAGCCUGGGAUACAUGGCAGUAUUGGUCAGAGGUGGAUAGAAUUGAAAAAGAUUACCUGAAGAGAAAGGAGUCAACAUCACAACAACCUCAUGAAUCAACUCAGUGCCAAAGUCCACAAAAUACACAGUAUUACACUCCUCCAACAGAGGCAGCUGAUGGAAAUGUUGAACAAACUGAAGAGGAUGUACUUCAUGAUUUACGUAAAAGGGCAGAGGAACUUGUGGACAUAAAGUCCAAAUUUGAUGAAGAUUUAGUGAAAGCAAGGGAAAAGUUUCCCGAUAAUAAAAACUUUGCUAUUAUCGGUGAAAUGCUGAAAGAAUAUCUCAUUCCUAACCAGGAAACUGGUGAUGAUUUGGGUGAUGAAUUAUCACCUGAAAUUGUCGCCAGCCUAGAAGUUGUUGAAGAAAUGGACAGAACCGACAUUGAGAUCCUUGCUGAGCAACAGAAAGAUGAUGAGAGAUAUGUCCCUCCUUUUUCCCUUGGCCUGGAUGACAUAGAAAAAGAAAGGAAUCAAAAUUUGGUCACGCCAGAGCCAGAACCACAAGAGAGAGAAAAAAGCAAGCGGACAAAGAAAGUUGGUCCAUAUCAAAAAUCACCCUAUGUCAACAGGGUGAUUGAUAUCAAAGAAAGAAUGAAUAAUGAAGACUUUGGAUAUUGGGUCUUCUUGCUAAAGAAAAAGGGCGAGCUAUUGGAUGAUUUGUUUAGAUGGGAGGAAGUCAGAUGUAUCAAGGAACACUUGUUGACGCUGAAACCAAAAACAAGUGUAUACUACUCUGUGAUUGAUACAUGGGCAACAGUCCUAAAUGACAGUGAAAAGUACAAGGCAGAUGGGUCACCACUAAGACUUUUCUGCACAAUAGGAGAUUUGAUAAUAUAUACUGCCUUCGUAUAUAUAUUCUAAUUAAUUUCUUUCAGUUAUUUCAUAACUACAUACACCAGAAUCUAAUAUAUUUAUAUCAACCAGAUUUUCAGCAUUGAUGCAGAAAAGAAAGUCACCGAAACUUAUGAUUCGUUUGCCAGUGGGAUGGACAAGAUUCUUCAAACUUUUUCCAUCAAAAAAGUGGAAGACGUGGAAAUGGUGUGCUUUCCUAUUAAUAAAUAUGAGCAUUAUUAUUUGGUAUGCUAUUGUAUCAAAACCAUGGGAUACUUUAUAAUUGACAAUAUUAAACGUGAAGCACAGCCUAAGAUGUACUAUAGCAGAGUUUUGGAGGUUUUGCAUUCUCACUUUUGCAAUUAUAUAAGUAGGAAUGAAAAUCCAAAUUUGGGAUCAAGAGUGCGGAAAAUGAAGCCUCGUUUUGUGAAAAUGCCAUGGCAGACUACUGACAAUUCCACAGAUUGUGGUAUCUUCCUCAUGCGCCAUAUGGAAACCUUCAAAGGAGAUGUCAAAAACUGGAACACUGACUUAACAGAAGAAGGGCCAACACAGGAUAAACAAAUAACUAGGCUGAGGUUCAAGUACAACACAGCAAUCCUAUCUUCACACCUGAAUGAACUCAAAGGGCCUAUCACCACAGAAGCUAUAGGCUUGUACAACACAGCAGAGAAGCAUAAUAUCAUCAACGUCGUCCUAGCUGGAAAAGCUGCAGAAAAGUUUCCAACUAAAAAAUCCGGCAAGAGAGUGAAAUUCGCGGUGAACUUAAUAAGUUCUUUCCACGAAGCAGAAAGGUCGUCUCAAGAAGGACCAACUCCUUCUUAGAUUUAGUGCAUUGUUUUACUGCACUUUUAUAGAAUAUUAGAAACUGAUUGAACAGAAUUAUUAGAUGGCUGAAAAUUAUCAGUCCUGUUGAGACUGAAAAUGAUUUAGUGGUUUGUUUUUGUAAAGAUAUGGUUAUUUUGUUUUUA